AUGACGACGAUGACGAUGAUGAUGACGAUGAUGAUGAUGAUGAUGAUGAUGGCAUGGUGGGGAGCAAAGGGCGGCAAGUCGAGCAGUUACAGCAGCAGCAGCGGCGAGAGUAGCGAGGACAGGACGUAUGACGACUUGAUCGAGCACUCAGAGUGGGAGGGUUGGGAUGCUACCGUGGAUGAUGACCGAUAUGUGUUCUUUAUGGCCGACAAGGACUGGAGCUCGGGUUUCUGGCAUGUCAAGGCUACGGUGCCUGAGGACGCCACACUGGCCCAGCUUACGCUGCAGAUUCUGCGAUGGAAAAUCCGAUACUACGUCAAUCACAAAACGGUGAUGCAUCACAGCAGUACGACGACGUGGGAGACGAGCAUGGAGGGCGUUCUUACCUUUAUCAAGCCCAAUGCAGCAGUCUUUGACUUUGACGAGGGCUUGCCGCCGCCGCCGGGCGCUCGCUGCUGCUGCUUCAAAGAUUGCUCGGGCACGUACCAUCGCCGCAGCUUCGAGGCCGAUGUCUCAGGCACGAUCACCCGCAACGGUAAGUCUGUCCGUGGCAAGAGCUCAAGAAAACUCAAGGCCGGUAACUACGACAUACCCGUCCUGCUUCGUGAUGAACGCGCCUAG
Messenger RNA from Thecamonas trahens ATCC 50062, 621 nucleotides. RefSeq lists its product as uncharacterized. NCBI's taxonomy places the organism in Eukaryota, Apusomonadida, Apusomonadidae. The record is from RefSeq and is a predicted model, not a curated record. The transcript has 2 exons. The coding region runs from base 1 to 621 and encodes 206 amino acids.